GGCGCCAUUGCCGUCUCUACCGAAAAUCCAGACAAAGCACGAGCUACGCACGCCCCCGCUGCCUCCUUUCUGCCGUCCCAACGCCGCCGGAGUCUGUCGCCACCGUCGCUGCUCUCCCGCCUUCACCGCGCCCAACUCUCGUCCUUGCCUCCCCUGCGCGCUUCAGCCGCUUCACUCCCCAUCGUUUUCGCCUGGCCAGACAUUUCGACGAGCACCAACCAGGCGGCCACGCUGCACGUGUUCUACCUGUUGUUCGGUCGCACUAGCCCGUGCUCGGACGGUGGCGGCGAGUACGACUUCGUCUGCUUUGUGGGAGGGAGCACCGGUGGGAACGAUGACGAGGUCGUCGAGCUCAUCGUCGCCGAGAGCUCCGAUGACUUUGACGAGCUGUCAGGAGGUGGGCCGAGGGAUGUCGUCUGGCUGUACGCGCUGGUGUGGCGGGAGAGGCUCCCGCCACUGGAGGCAGACGACUCCUCCGUCUUCACGACAUCGCAAGUCACGAAAGGCUUCAAAGCUUCUGGGCAAGCGCGGGGGAGAACGGAGCGACGAGUCGUGGGAUAGAACAGAGCGGCGAGUGACUUCCAAGCAAGCGCGAGAGUGAACAGGAUCUACUGGGACCAUGGAUCAAGAAAAAAAACUAGAAGUAUCUAAUACCAGCCAUACUUACAAGCAUCAUUGUAGCGUUGGAGUUGACGUCCACGAGAUCUUUGUUAAGAGGAGCAGAUUGCGGGUUGUUCUGUCAUACAUUGGCAUUAUUUUCCUUCUUGUGAAUGCCUGCCAACCAUUGCUGACAAAGGAGAGCCUAUCUCUUGGGUCUGUUUGGAAUAUUACCUUUGCUGUUCUGGUCGCCAAAUGUUUGCAAUACAAACCUGUGAAGAGAGAAUCAGUAGUGAUAAUGCCAGCUUUUGGAAUUCAGCUAGAAAUACAUUUUUGGAGUGGAAGAGUUGAUCAUCGUUUUGUGCCCGUUGGCAAGAUUCUCAAGCCAAUGAUAAAUGAGUGCGUGACACCGGUGACCUGUUACUGGAGCUUGGCGCUGCUUCUGCGUGAUGAAGAGGAACUUCUGCUCGUUUUCCAGAGAUCUCGUCCUCCUGUCAAAAUGUUGGUUCCAAUAUGGAAAGCUCUCUGCACGUUGACAAACUCUCAACACCCAAGCCCUUCUCAAAUUCCUAACCAUGACCCUUGAGGAACAUGAGUUAGCUGGGGCGUUGUGUAGAUGUACGUAUCAUCAGAAGAGGCACCUGCAGUUGAGCCAGAUUCAGAUAGGAACUGUUGAUGCCACCAUAGGACGUAACCAGUGCUAGGGGCAUUGAUUGUUAGGGAGUGAUUUCGGCUGGAAGUGUAUACGGAUAAACACUAGCAAUUUGUGACACUGAAUACUCUCCUUUACUUGCAUGCUUCAUUUUGUUGGAUAUCUGAAUGAGGUGCUGAAUAUAAGCAAAUUUAAGUGAAACUUUGGUAUGUACGUAAAGAUGCAAACUUUUGUUAAACAAUA
Molecule: messenger RNA, 1492 nt
Organism: Zea mays
Lineage: Eukaryota; Viridiplantae; Streptophyta; Magnoliopsida; Poales; Poaceae
Product: OSJNBa0059D20.8-like protein
Exons: 7
Coding region: 620-1183 (187 amino acids)
Biological process (GO): GPI anchor biosynthetic process
Cellular component (GO): glycosylphosphatidylinositol-N-acetylglucosaminyltransferase (GPI-GnT) complex
Source: RefSeq, a predicted model, not a curated record